Molecule: messenger RNA, 1263 nt
Organism: Dermatophagoides pteronyssinus (European house dust mite)
Lineage: Eukaryota; Metazoa; Arthropoda; Arachnida; Sarcoptiformes; Pyroglyphidae
Gene: Snup
Product: snurportin-1
Biological process (GO): snRNA import into nucleus
Cellular component (GO): cytoplasm; nucleus
Source: RefSeq, a predicted model, not a curated record
AUCGAUAGUUUGAUUGAUGAAUGCAUGGAUCUUUUUUUUUAUGAUCUUCGAAAAUCUUGUCUCAAAUUUUUUUUGUUGUUGUUGUUGAUAUUUCGGUGACAGUUUAAUCAUGUCCGAAAUUGAUCUAAUCAAUAAAUUGGAUACCAAUUUAAAUAUCAAUUCAACAUUAACAUUGGAAACAAGUACAGCUCGAAUUCAUCCAAAAUUUCUGCAUACAAAUUCCAAUGAAUUUAAUGUUGUCAAAAAUGUUCAACAAAAACGCCGAAUGGAAUUUCUGGCUCGUAUUCAAAGAAAACGAGAAUCUAUCAUCGAGCGAAUGAGACGUCUCAUCGAAGACACUAUCGAUGAUGAAGAUGAUGGUGAUGAUGGUAACACUGUACCGUCGACGAUGGUCGAAUCUUCGUCAACAGAUCAGGAAAUGUCGAUCGAAACGAACGACAAAAUAAAUCAUAUGGAAAUGGAUUGUUCAUCCACAACAACCAAUAAUAAUAAACGAAAGAAUAAUAAGCGAAAAGUAUUGCGUCAGAAUUUUCGCAAAUCAAUAUCCGAUCGUUUUAUGUUAUCCGAAUGGUUGGUUGAUGUACCGAAAGAUUUUUUCGAUAGUUGGUUUUUCGUAUGUUGUCCAAAAGGACGACGAACAUUGUUGAUUGCAAAUGGUGGUCAAACUCGGGCAUAUACCCGUCAUGGUCAUUUUUUAUUUAAAUUUCAAUCAAGAAUACCAGGUGGCAGUAAUGGUCAUGCUAGUCAUUUAAACAUCGAAUCUCAUCAACGAAGUUUAAUUCGAUCGACAGCAAAAAAUUCAAUGCUCGAUUGUAUAUGGGUAGAAUCGGAACGUCGAUUUUAUAUUUUGGAUGUAUUCAUUUGGAAUGGUUGUUCAUUUUAUGGCUGUGAUACAGAAUUUCGUUUCUUUUGGAUCCAUAAUCAUAUUGGUAAUGAUUGUCGAGAUGAUGAACAAAUGAUAACCGAUCAACAAUCAUCAUCGCAAAUUCUUAUCGAAACAUUACCAUAUUGGCCAUGUACGAUGACGAAUAUUCGUCAAUAUGGUCAAAAUGGUCCAUAUCCAUUCAAAACGGAGAUCGAUGGUAUAUUAUUCUAUCAUAAACAAGCACCAUAUAUGGCCGGUAUAACACCAUUAGUAUGUUGGCUUAAAGUUUCUAUGUUGGCCGAUAUUUUUCCAAAUCUCAAAUCAUAAUUUUAACUGUAUAUAAUUGUGCAUGUUGUGUAUGUGAUUCAAAUAAUAAAAAUUUUUUCUUUUUUUUUGUU